This is a messenger RNA of Closterium sp. Naga37s-1, 191 nucleotides long. The record is from the annotation of a GenBank genome assembly. Lineage: Eukaryota; Viridiplantae; Streptophyta; Zygnematophyceae; Desmidiales; Closteriaceae.
CAAGAACGGUCACUUGAGUCGUCUCCAUCGUCAUCGGGCCUCCUUUUCUGAUCCUGCGCACGCCUUGCAUUGGGCUCGCCCCAUCAGCCAUGGCUCGGAUGAAUGCUGUGCUGUGCCCAUGCAGCUGCCAGGGCUGCUGGCUGGCCUCGUGCUUGGCGUUACCUUUAUGGUCAUCACGGUCAUGCCGCUUG